Phytophthora sojae is the source of this 480-nucleotide messenger RNA. RefSeq lists its product as hypothetical. NCBI's taxonomy places the organism in Eukaryota, Oomycota, Peronosporomycetes, Peronosporales, Peronosporaceae. The record is from RefSeq and is a predicted model, not a curated record. Bases 1 to 480 code for a protein of 159 amino acids. The transcript is spliced from 2 exons.
AUGGAGUUGGGCACUUUCGUGCUGGUCUCCGCGGAGAGGUUUUUGUUGGAGUUGGUUUUUUUGCCUUUUUCCGAGGUGGCUUUGGCGACGACGCUGGGCGGCUUCUUGAAGACGACGCUGGACGGCUUCUUGAAGACGACGGUGUUGCGCAGCUGUGUUGCUGACGUCCAGUCGACGUCCAGAAGCCCGGACGUCGACAGCUCUACCGAGCGCAAGUCCCCAACUGCGCCAGCCGCUGACAGUCUGUCAAUACACGCUCACUCGCAGAUCUCGCUGUGGUUCCUCUUCUCGCACGCCACCGAGCCAGUGCGCUCCUCUAAUCGGUUCACGUGUUUCCGGCACUUCUACAUCUACUUCUACUUCUACUUCUACUUCUACUUCUACUUCUACUUCUACUUCUACUUCUACUUCUACUUCUACUUCUACUUCUACUUCUACUUCUACUUCUACAGCUACGGCUCAUUUGGGCGUUGGCAUUGA